This is a messenger RNA of Umbelopsis ramanniana AG, 1826 nucleotides long. RefSeq lists its product as uncharacterized. Lineage: Eukaryota; Fungi; Mucoromycota; Umbelopsidomycetes; Umbelopsidales; Umbelopsidaceae. Bases 152 to 1780 code for a protein of 542 amino acids. The transcript is spliced from 2 exons. The record is from RefSeq and is a predicted model, not a curated record.
AUAGAACUAGGAUUUAGCGUGGAGCACUAUUUGGAUGCGCAUCGUCAAGCAUUGCUAGAUCUUUCACGCUCAUUCUGUCAGCAUCCAAUAUUUUUUGUUCCCAGGCACACGCUGUUCCACAUUAUCUCCUCUCUCUUCUACAUACCCAGAAAUGACUGUCGAGAUACCCGUAUGGCAACAAAGAGCCAAUGCUGCGCAAGAACGCCGUGAAAAGCAACUACCAGAUGAAUACCGCAUCCCCAAGGACAAAAUGCCUGAUGACUCUGUAUUGGAUGUCUCCAACUUCCCAAGAGAAUCUGGAUUAUUCUCAGAAGAAGAACUGGAAAUCACAGAAGUGUCUGCACCUGUCCUUUUGAAAAACAUCGAAGAGAAGAAAUGGUCAGCCGUUCAAGUGACAAAGGCUUACAGCAAGCGCGCUGCCUAUGCCCAACAACUCCUCAAUUGUUUGUCCGAAAUGCGAUUCGAACAAGCUAUUGCCGAAGCCCAGGAACUCGACGACUACUACGAAAGAGAAGGCAAAUUGAAGGGUCCUUUGCACGGUCUUCCAGUUUCCAUCAAAGACAACCAUCUUUUCAAAGGCACCACAUCUGGUGUCGGCUUCACAAGCUGGACGGAAAAGGUUUACGAAGAGAAUUCUGUCAUUGCUCAGCUCAUCAUUGAUAUGGGCGCUGUUGUCUACUGCAAAACUACCGUCCCCUUGGCGAUGAUGUCUUGCGAGACUGAAUCGAGAGUCUAUGGUGUAACAACCAAUCCAAAGAACAGAAGCCACGGUGUCGGAGGUAGCUCAGGAGGUGAAGGCGCGCUCUCUGCUUUUGGGGGCUCUCCUGUUGGUUUUGGAUCCGACAUUGGUGGAAGUAUUCGUAUCCCAUCUAACUACAAUGGUCUUUUUGGACUUAAAGGAACCUCUGGUCGUAUACCAACAGCUGGAACUCUUGCAGGAUUGGGAGGACAAUUCCACGUCAAGUCUAUUGCUGGACCCAUGGCAAGAUCGCUUGAAUCCGUAGAAUUAUUAGCCAAGGUCCUUUACAACAGCCAUCCUGAACUAUUGGACGAAAACUGUGUACCCAUUCCAUGGAGAGAGCCCGUUUUACCCAAGAGACUGGUGUUUGCUGUCCUUCGAUCUGACAAAUAUUGCCGACCUACACCUGCGGUGACACGAGCUGUUGAAAAGGCUGUGGAAGCCGUCAAGGCCCAAGGCCACGAAGUGAUAGAGUGGGAACCUAUUGACCACGAUAAACUCGACAAUUUGAUGCUUGCUUUCUUCACCUCAGACGGUGGUGCUGGCAUCAGGGCAGCUUUGGAAGAUGAACCUUUGCUAGAACAUCAGGCAAUGGGAAGUCACCUGCUCAAAGAAAUUCCAGGCAGCGUUAUCUGGGCCGCUCAAAGACAGAGAGUCGGUAUCGAAAAGGCCAUUUUGGCACAAUGGAACAACAGCUCUAAGGUGUCAUCCUCUGGACAAGUCAUAGAUGGUAUCAUUGCUCCUGUGACCGCCGUACCAGCAUACCCUCACCGCAAGGCCAACUAUGUUGGUUAUACCAACUACUGGAAUAUUGUGGAUUACCCUGCUGUAGCUUUCCCAGUACUCAGAGCCGAUGCUUCUAUUGAUGGUAAGCCAGAUUUGGAGUAUAUCUCACCAGUUGAAAAGCGACUUUGGGACGACUUUGAUCCUGUUGCCUGUGAUGGAGGAUGUGUUGGUCUUCAGAUUAUCACUAGAAGAUACGAGGACGAGAAAGCGUUGAAGCUUGCCGGCGUGAUCACCGAUGCUUUGCAAAAAGCGUAAUUGUAUUUAAUUUUGUUGUAAUAAAACGGGUUGCUGAUUGAAAGAA